Molecule: messenger RNA, 1422 nt
Organism: Mesorhabditis spiculigera
Lineage: Eukaryota; Metazoa; Nematoda; Chromadorea; Rhabditida; Rhabditidae
Source: the annotation of a GenBank genome assembly
AUGAGCAAGCCUGCCGGCCCUAAUGCCAACACACAAUCCGCCCGUGAAACGCUUGUGAACAACCCGACGGACUACACUGCCAAACUCUUCCCGGACCUCUUCUACACUCAGAUUGAUGUCGAAAUCAUUGUGACGCCUUGGGAUCAGGGAGAUAUCGGCGACUACAUCGAGUUCGGACCCACGAAGGAGAUCCUCUUCCUCAAUUCGGAUGCCGACUUUGUGACGUCGAAACUGAUCGUCGGCGAUCGGUUGCUGAAGCUGGACGACAAACCGGUUGCAGGCCUGAUCGCUGAAGAUCUCGUGAGGACGUUGCAUCAGGAGGGCAAGCACAAGCUUUCCGUCACCCGUCGCGUCGGAUUAACGCCAGUGCCACGCGCGCGCAUGAACAGCUUGGGCCUCAUGAACACCUACGGCUUCACAUAUGCUGUGCUGGGAGUGACCCGCGCCUCUGGGGAUGACAUGACCAAGUUGAAGACGUUCGGCUACCAGGGCCGUGUCGUCAACAACAAGGUGUUUGUCUGCAAGGUUUUUCCGGGCACCCCUGCAGCGCGGUGGCUGGCGGUCGGCGAUGCGCUGCUCGAUCUGAACAACUCUCCUGUACCGUUCAACCAGACUACAUUUGUGAAUCAGUACUGGCACAACUACAAGACAAAGGGCGGUUUCACUGCAGUCGUCGAACGCCCAUGUACGCAGGAGGCUCUGGACACAAUCAACGGCCUCAUCGCUUCAUUUUUCCCACCGCCGCAGCAGCAACAAAUUCACAUGGGAGCGGAUGCUGUGUCGAUUGGGGCGAACGCCUCAAAGAUGCAUCGAAUGUUCUACCGGAAGAUCCAGCCGAUCCCUCUCUUGAAGACAGCCCCGGCUGGAUCCAGCAUCAUGGGCGCCCCGCCCCAGCAACUGCAAGCGCCAGCGGUCACGGCAAGCCUGUCGGUGAUGAGCAAGCCUCUCGGAGAGCCGACCACCUGCUACUCGGUUUUGGGGAAGCUCCCGGUCGAUCCGGCUGCCUUGAAGAUGACGUCUGUGAUGGGACAGAUUCCGAUGGAUGCCCCCGUUUCGAAUUCGGUCAUGGGCAAACCCGGCGAGUCCAUGAUGGGCAAGCCGUCCGAGUCCGUGAUGGGCGCUCCGUGCGAAUCAAAUAACAACAAGAAACAAACGUUGUCCACCUACUCGAUCCUGCCGAAGGCUGUGUCGGUGAUGGCUGCUCCGCAGUUGCGACGGGCUAGGUCUCUAGGCCGUACCAGCAGCACCAACGUCGCGCGCACCAAAUCGACUAGCCAGACGAACAUUGGUGGAAGGCCGACCGUACGCAUAUGGAACAAGGUCACCGAAACAUCGAUCGGCACCGACGUUCCGGAGGAAAAGAGGCUCAAAAGAGUGCCCAGCAAGGCGAAGAAGGGCUUCUUCUCUUUCCUCGAUCUCUUC